AUAUAUUCAGCUCCGUCCUUCGUGACAUUUACUUCAUCAUUUUUCCAAAGAAAACAUGUAUCUUCUGUUUCUUCUUUCCUUACAUAUAUUUCGAAGAAUAUAGAAAAAAUUUAAUUGAAUUAUUGUUGUGUGUUUUGUGUUAGUUUUCGACAAAAUGUUAGCUACAGGGGGUAUAAAUAUGAAUGAAAAAAGUUAUAUGCUGGAGGGUGGAGGACGAAGACAUUUGUCGGAAGAUCGGGGAAGCAGUAUUGAUUCAAACGAAAAUGCUUUUGAUGAUAUGAAACAACUCAUAAGUGAUGACGAAAAUGAUAAGACUAAUACCCUUCCAUGGGCCAGCUUUAAUUUUAUUAAUUCUAUACUAGGAAGUGGGGUUAUUGGAAUACCUUAUGCACUUCACGAAUCCGGAUUUGGUUUUGGAAUUUUGCUAUUGAUUUUCGUAGCGUUCGUUACUGACUAUUCCUUAAUUUUAAUGGUACGAAGUGGGCACAUCAGUGGAAAGUUCUCUUACCAGGGAAUAAUGGAAGCAGCAUUCGGAAGAGCUGGUUAUAUUUUUCUUGGAAUAUUACAAUUCGUUUACCCAUUUAUAGCGAUGGUUUCCUACAACAUUGUAGUAGGUGAUACGGUAACAAAAGUGAUAGUAAGACUGACGGGAAUUGGACCAGAUUCGAUAUUUGCCAAACGAGAAGUUAUCGUGUUGAUUGCUACCAUAUUCAUCACGAUUCCUCUUUGUCUCUACAGGGAUGUAGCGAAACUGGCUAAAGUUUCAUUCUUAAGUCUCAUAUGUAUAGUUUUUAUUUUGUUUUCGAUAUUUAUGAGAAUUGGACCACUCAGCGACAUAGUGCCACAACAUCCUGAGUCAUGGAGCUUUAUCAAUAAGGAUAUUAUACCAGCAAUAGGAAUAAUGGCUUUUGCUUUUAUGUGCCAUCAUAACACAUUUUUAAUAUACAGCUCUAUAGCUGAUGCAAGUCAAAAGAAAUGGGAAAUUGUUACACAUAUUUCUAUAUUGACUAGUUUAGUUGUUGCAAUCAUGUUUGGAAUUGCUGGAUACUCAACAUUUAAAGCUUACUCUCAAGGAGACCUAUUAGAAAAUUAUUGCUGGGACGAUGAUCUGAUGAAUAUUAGUCGAUUGCUUUUUAGUGUACAAAUCCUCCUCACUUAUCCAAUUGAAUGCUUGGUGAGUCGAGAAGUUAUAGAAACGUCUUUAUUCAGCAGAGAUCCGAAUGUUCCUGUAUCAGAAAAACUUCAUUAUCUCAUCACUUUAGGGGUAGUGAUUACAACGUAUUUAAUUUCCAUCACGACUUAUUGUCUAGGAGUAGUUUUGGAACUGAACGGUGUAUUAGCAGCUGUCCCUCUGGCUUACGUCCUACCGGCAUUAUGUUAUUUGCGGUUAGAAGAAGGUUUCAUAUUUUGUAGAAAAAAACUUCCUGCUCUUGGAGUCGUUUUAUUUGGAUUGGUAGUAGCAAUAAUGGGGGCAAUAUUUCUGAUUGUAGACAUAGAUCAAGUUGACACCUGCAUAGAGAGCCAAGUUAUGGAAUAUUGCAACAGAACUAUUACCAAUAUGACGUACAAUAGCACUUAAGUCUUAUAUUUUCAAUGGGAUUCGUACAUUGUAGAAGGUUAAUGUAUAAAUCCAUUGAGAUUACCAUUUGUUAUAUUGUGAGAAGAUAAUAAGUGGCAGUUAUAGUUACAAUAACUCUUCAUUAUUAUUUGAGAAACGGACGUACAUUUAUUUAUAAUGCUAUUUAUUUGGGUAUGUAUCCUGAGUAGGCUGCUCAAAAUCGAAACUAAUUUUCAAUGUACUGCAGUAUAUAUUUAUGAAUCAUUUAUUGUUGAUAAACUGUUGAAAUUUCUCAUUCUUACUGUUAAUGUAAAAUCUCUUUCUUAUUGUUUUUAUAUAAUAUAGCUAAAAUAUUUUGUAUACAUUAGAUUGGUACAAUAAUCAAAAUACAUGAAAGUUUUGAUUCACUUUCUGUCUCAGAAGCUUCAAGACUGAGAUUUUUAGGAUAUUUUUAAGUGACUGCCAAAUCAUAUGUAUAUCAUCGGACGUUCUCUUAUUCAUUCUAUACAAUUGAUCAUUGGUUAAGAGACACAUGUCACAAAAGAUAAAAUUUUCCCUAGACAGAACUCUUGCAUCUCAUUAUUAAUAAGUGGCUCUACCUCUAGUAUGGUUUCUAAAUUUGUCCGGUGAUAAUGCAGUAAAAAACUUUAUUUUUCUUUUUACGUGGAAUGAGUUGAUACUUGAAUGAACGAGUGAUAGGAAAGAAAAAAUAAAAAUUGAUUCCAGUAUA
Messenger RNA from Diorhabda sublineata, 2288 nucleotides. Its product is annotated as putative sodium-coupled neutral amino acid transporter 11. Gene Ontology annotation, biological process: amino acid transmembrane transport. The record is from RefSeq and is a predicted model, not a curated record. NCBI's taxonomy places the organism in Eukaryota, Metazoa, Arthropoda, Insecta, Coleoptera, Chrysomelidae. The transcript has 9 exons. Bases 155 to 1579 code for a protein of 474 amino acids. Gene Ontology annotation, molecular function: amino acid transmembrane transporter activity.